Molecule: messenger RNA, 1026 nt
Organism: Aspergillus wentii DTO 134E9
Lineage: Eukaryota; Fungi; Ascomycota; Eurotiomycetes; Eurotiales; Aspergillaceae
Exons: 3
Coding region: 1-1026 (341 amino acids)
Biological process (GO): DNA damage tolerance; double-strand break repair via homologous recombination
Cellular component (GO): nucleus; Smc5-Smc6 complex
Molecular function (GO): ubiquitin-protein transferase activity
Source: RefSeq, a predicted model, not a curated record
AUGGCGAACAGCAUGGAUGAGGGAGGCUAUAAUGACAGCAAUCGCGCAUUUCUCCAAGCUUUCAUGGCCCGCUCGACCAUGACCUUCGAAGAAGCAAGGCCUGUUCUAGCCGCCAUUUUUUCUGCACAAGACGGCCAACCCAUAUCCGCUGAAGAUAUUACUGAAGAUGAUCUUGCCUCUUAUAUCGCCGCCGCAAACAGCGCCAUUUCUCCCUUCGACCUAGAGAUUAGGAGUACCUUGCGACAGGCACAGAUAGACCAACAGGAUGGCGCAAACAAUGGAGGUCCCGAACGAGUGUAUGCGCUGGUUAACACCACUAGCGAUGCGCUGAUGCAACUGGCGACUAUCCACACGGCAGAUGAAAUUGCUUUCGUUAAGCGGCUACUCGAUGCAAUGUUCGAAACGCACAAUACCCGGAUAUCGGAAGGGAUGGUCAUCACCGGAAUGCAAGCCAUGCAGCUAGCCAAGGCUGGUGACGCCAAUCGUCGAGAAUCCGGUGCUGCGACGCAGCAAAGCCAAGGCGGGGCAGCGCAGUCGCUGAGUAUGUCACAGGCAGAGAUGGUGAUGAGCCAGCUUGUGGAUGAAGGAUGGUUUGAGAAGAGCCGCAAAGGGUUUUACAGCUUGAGCCCGCGGGGCUUGAUGGAAUUGCGUGGAUGGUUGGUUGCAACCUACAAUGAUGAGAAUGAUGAGGGGCAAAGGGCGAAUAAGAUCAAGUUCUGUGCUGCGUGCAGGGAUAUAAUUACUGUGGGUCAACGCUGCGGUAACCGUGAUUGCCAUGGCCGACUUCAUGACCAUUGCCUUCGCAACUUCUUUCGCGUGCAGCAGGCAGAAAAGUGCCCCGUUUGCAAGGCUGACUGGCCCGGGAACAAAUUUGUUGGAGAGAGAGCGAUUACCUCGACAGAGCGACACAUGCAAAAUAAGAGGAGAAGCAUGAAUACCCAGCGCAGAAGUGACGUUGGAUCUAGCACGCAGGUUGCUAGCGAUGACGCCAACGAAGAGGAAAAUAGUGACGAGGAUGGCGGCUGA